Molecule: messenger RNA, 1197 nt
Organism: Quercus robur (English oak)
Lineage: Eukaryota; Viridiplantae; Streptophyta; Magnoliopsida; Fagales; Fagaceae
Exons: 2
Coding region: 88-633 (181 amino acids)
Molecular function (GO): protein binding
Source: RefSeq, a predicted model, not a curated record
GGUUUGAGCCUCUCGCUAACCAAAUCUCCUCUCCACAACUCUCUCUCUCUCUCUCUCUCUCUCUCUCUCUCACUUUCAAAAACUCUCAUGGAGUCCAACAACAGCAAAAACACCGAGACCAUCAAAUUCCUCUGCAGUUAUGGCGGGAAAAUCCUCCCUCGCUAUACCGACGGCACGCUCCGCUACGCCGGCGGCCUUACACGUGUCCUCGCCGUCGAUCGCUCUAUUUCUUUCACAGAGUUGAUGGUGAAGCUCGGAGAGUUCUGUGGCUCAUCGGUGAAUCUCCGGUGUCAAUUGCCGACCGGAGAUUUGGAAACCCUAAUUUCGAUCACUUCCGACGAGGACUUGGCGAAUGUUAUCGAAGAGUACGAUCGCGCUUCUUCUUUGUCGAUGAACAACCGUCCUUUGAAGAUCAGAGACGUGCUCUCGCCGCCGAAAUCUCUCAAACAAAUCUCUCCUCCUCAAACUCCCCCCGAAUCCUUGAGAAACUCUCCCUCCUACCGAUUCGCUCCCCGGACUUACUCGCCGCCGGCCGGUUACUCAAUCGGCGCGCGGAAUUGCUACCGGAAAAGCUACCCGUAUAGCCGCCAAGUUCAGGAGUAUCCUAGGUUUUCGAAGAUUUACACACAUUGACUGAUAGGAUCUUCUUAUACAACACAGACUUCGCAAAGCUUGGUUCAACUUGUUUAACCGACUCUACACUUGCACACAGAGACAGAGACUACGUACACAAGUGGGACUUCCAUGUGAUUAGAAAUGCACAACUCCAUUUAUCAUCGAUGGUGGCACUGCGAACGAAAUAUUCUAUCACAGUCAAAGAUGAAUUGGACGCUGAAUCUCAAAUUCUUUAAUAUAGACCACUUUCACUUGGCCGUUGAAUUGUUAAUAGAUUCCCAAACAUAAUUUAGGCGUGUUUUAAUUAGGGGUGUUUUAAAAUCGAUCGUGCUCGUAUACGCGAGAACGUAACAAUAACGUCAAUAAUUAUAGAAAUAGUUGCAAGUUGUAGCCCACGCUACUACCAAGCUUGUUGUUAGGCUUAAAAGCAAUUUUUGUUGUAAUAAGCGAGAAGCACCUAUAAAAAUAAAAAUAAAAAGUUACAAGUUGCACGUCAGUUUAUAAGGUCUAAGUAAAUUUUGUAAUAUACCUCAUAUUGCAAAUUAUACUCCACUAAGUUUUGUUUUAAUGAGUUUAUUUUUU